AAAACAACAAUAUAUUAUGUUAUAUGUAUAUAUAUCAUAUAUAUAUAUAUAUAUUCAUAUAUUGUUAUAUUUAAAGAUAUUAUUUAUUUAUAAAUAGAAACGCAAAAAAAUAUCAUUGGAGCAGCGACUUGUAAUGUUGCAAUUUAUGGAGGAACAUCCGGAUCUUGCACAAAAUCGAGUGCAAGGUACAGAUGCAAAAAAGAAAAGUAAUAUGCUGUGGGAGCAACUUACUAGUAAUCUCAACAGUUGCGGAAGUGGGACUACAAAGACUGUUGAUAAAUGGAUUAAAUCAUGGCGAGAUUGGCGCGUUGAUGUAAAAGCAAAGGCAGCAAGAUUAAAAAGUUACCAGAAAGGUACAGGAGGAGGAGGCGCAAACGGAAAUCCUCUGCUAGAAAUAGAAGAGCGAUUAAUAUCCUUAAUAGGAAUAGAGGCAGCGAUUGGUCAUGAAAAUAUUAUAGAUCCAGCAGAGGUUAAUAUAUUUAAAUUUAUUAUUUAGUAAUAAAUUAAAUUAAAUUAAAUUAAUUCCUUUAUUACUUUUGCUUCCUCAUAGAAAGUUUUAUUUUUAUAAAAAUUUGCACACUUUUUAUCUUCUCUUUCUAUCCAUUUUAUUUAUUUAUCCUCUUCAUUCCUUUUUUUCUUAUAUACAGCCAGAAGAUUGGACAGAGCAUGUGUUACCAGUUAUUAAUGCUACAGAAUCCCCCUUAAGAAAUCCUCACUCUAACAAUUCCACCGCGUCUAGACACAAUGCAUACAACACACUCACACAUACAACACACACAACACACAAUACACAACACGCAUCUUCUACUCAAAUACACACACGCAAAACAUGCAACACACAACGUACACGGAACACACUUUCAUCUUCUCCUCCGUCAACCUCUCUCCCAUCAACAUCUUCAGUUACUCCUCAAAUGCACACACAUAACACACAGCAAACAACACACACACAACGUACACACAACACACUUUUAUCUUCUCCUCCGUCAACUUGUCUGCCAUCAACAUUUUCAGUUACUCCUCAAAUGCACACACAUAACACACAGCAAACAACACACACACAACGUACACACAACACACUUUCAUCUUCUUCUCCGUCAACUUGUCUGCCAUCAACAUCUUCAUUUACUUCUCGCAUAUUGUUCACAUCUCCACCUGUUCAUCCUACUUCCCCAAAUCUAUCAAAUACCACUCCACUCCAUUCUAAAUCUCCUUCACCUGAAUUAACACUUAUUCAUAACAAAAAUAAUGAAGCAACCUUGCGUUCUUCUCCUACACUACAUCUUCCUUCUGGUUCCGAAAAAAA
This is a messenger RNA of Monomorium pharaonis (pharaoh ant), 1306 nucleotides long. RefSeq lists its product as uncharacterized. Lineage: Eukaryota; Metazoa; Arthropoda; Insecta; Hymenoptera; Formicidae. The record is from RefSeq and is a predicted model, not a curated record. The transcript has 2 exons. Bases 134 to 496 code for a protein of 120 amino acids. Gene Ontology annotation, cellular component: nucleus.